Notolabrus celidotus (New Zealand spotty) is the source of this 994-nucleotide messenger RNA. RefSeq names its product placenta-specific gene 8 protein-like. The record is from RefSeq and is a predicted model, not a curated record. Gene Ontology annotation, biological process: positive regulation of transcription by RNA polymerase II. The transcript has 5 exons. Lineage: Eukaryota; Metazoa; Chordata; Actinopteri; Labriformes; Labridae. Bases 144 to 458 code for a protein of 104 amino acids.
CAGGAAAGUGAUAAAGGGGAUGACCACAGAAGUCAGCUGCUUUGAUGGUCAUAUAAAAAAACUCACACUGCUGCCGCCGCUCUCAGUCUGUGUGUCAGCAUUCAAUCCUUCAACUCUGCAGACAUCUGACAUUUGAUGUGAUCAUGGCCGUGACAAACCAACCAGGACGAUUCCAGCCUUCUGAAUUUCAGACCGGCGUGUGUGAUUUCUGUGACGACUGUGGAACUUGUUUCUACGGUCUCUGCUGCUACUGCUGCCUCGGCUGCUCCAUCGCCAGUGACAUGGACGAGUGCUGCCUGUGUGGACUGGGCAUGCCGAUCCGCAGCGUUUAUAGGGCCAGAUACAACAUCAGUGGCUCCAUGUGUAACGACUUCAUGGUGACCUGGUGCUGCCCGGUCUGUGCCACCUGCCAGCUGAAGAGAGACAUCGACCGCAGGAAGGAGCAGGGCAUUUUCUGAGCGGAUGCUUCCUGAUGAAUCCACCUGGAGUCCAUCGUCUCUUGAAAAUCAUCUUUUCUGAUAAAUUACAACUUUUUGUAUCAACUUUGAUCCAGUGAGAACAAAGAGAAUCACUUUCAUGGAGUUAAACAUUACCUUAUUCCAACACACCUGGAGGGUGGAGUCCUGAUUGACUGUAACUGUAAUAGAUCCUGUGUUUUACGAGCUGCCGGGAUGUGGCCGGAGUUCUGUUGACUCUCAUUGUGUAACCAAGUCAUGAAGUUCUUCUUUUGGGGGAUUAAAAACGUGACUACAAUCAUGAUCACAGCGUUUCACAUUUCCUCUCAGACUUUUUAAACGGUUUCAGUUUCCUCCUCUUCAGACUGAGAGUCUAACUGUUGAACUUCAUUAUGAGGAACCUGAUGAACUCUUGAAUUAAAUACCUUAACUAGUACAAGUUGUCACGUCUUUCUUCAGCAAUGAGAGGCGGCUCUUUCAGCUCCCUAGCAGCUCUUCUUUACCAUUUUACCUUUUAUUAAAUCAGACAUUAGCAGCAA